AUUGAUUUUAUAUUUUAAUUUUCUUUCAGUUAAAUUUAUUUUAUGAGUACGUUAAAAUAUAAAGUCCAUUAAAGAAUGAAAAACUAUGUUAUUAAUUCCAAGCUUCUGUUAGUGGGAAUUAUCUUUUUAUUUAAAGAAUUGCGUCCUGUGGCCUUGGAAGAUGUUUACGGUUGUCACGAUUUAGAAAGGGAAACCAUCGCAAAAUAUGGAGAGGAGGCGAAAAGAUAUCAUUGGUAUCCCAAAUGUCUAACGGGUGGAUACUACCAGAAUGUGCAAUGCAAUUUCGGAGGAUGUUAUUGUGCUUAUCUGGAUACUGGAUUACAAAUACCAAACACCUACGAAAAUUUACUUGUACAGUAUAUGAAAGAUAAUUGUCCUUGGUUGGCAAAUAAAAUGCCGGACCCAUGUACACCGCCUCCAAAAGAAUUUCCGUGCAAAGCGGCUUCAACAAGAUUUUACUUCAACCCUGCCAGCGGAGAGUGCGAGGAAGGUAGCGAAAUGUGUUUGGGAUUUGAAACACAGGAGUCCUGCGCAAAGUCAUGCGUGGUGAAGAAACGACACAGGUGUAACUUCCGAGCCAGCAAAGGAAUAACUUGCGACAGACGUAAACCUGGUGAACGAUGGUAUCACGAUGAAGAUCAGGGAAGCUGUAGACCAUUCUACUAUGAAGGCUGUGGCGGAAAUUCGAAUAACUACAGAGAAAAAUGGACGUGUCUGAAAACGUGUGAGAGAAUUCAUACCGCGGAACUGAUAAUCCAGGUUGAGAAAACGAAAUACAUUAUAGGAUUACCAACGUGGCUGGUCGUCAAAAACCUUUACGUUCCUUCAGCUCCUAACGUUAUAACGUUCGAUGAAUUCAAAGAAAUAGAGGGCUACAUGACGGAGAUAGCAAGAUUCCCAUCCGACGAUAAAGAAAGAGAAGGAGAAAUUGACCAAGAGAGAGAGCAGUUUCGGCCAGAACAUGCUCCCAAAAACAUGUCCAUAGAUACAUUGUGUAACCAGAAAAAGCAGUCAGGGCCAUGUAGAGCGUUAAUGCCCAGAUGGUACUUUGAUAAAAAGCAGUCGAAGUGUGUCAAAUUCAUAUACGGUGGAUGCCUUGGGAAUGCGAACAGACACAAGACUGCCCAGGGAUGUGCAUUUUUUUGUAACGCUAAAGUGAAGCCUUCAGCUAAAGACAAGUUCGACGACUUGAUAGCCACGGGUGGAAAAGGACCUUUCGGUACCCUGGCACCUCCUAUACCAAAACCCGAUAACAAAGGAAAACUCGAUGGUUCGCGAGAUCUAGAUCUUGGCCCACCAAUCCCGCCUGGAGCCGAGACCACAACGGCGGAACCCGAAACUACAAGACCUGCUGUGGUUGAAUCCGGCGAAGAAGCAGAAGUAGAAUUCAUCUUAGAAUAGCCAGAGGGUGGAACCAAGCUGUGAACUGUUGAAAUCCUUGUAAAUUUAAAGACGCCUACAUAUCAAAAUUAUGAAGUAUUCAUCGUAUGUGAAGCUGCUUCUUCGUGUUUUUCCGACUUUAGCUAAUGGUAGGCUUACCAUACGUCCCGCUUUAGGCGGGACAGUCCCGCUUUUCAAUGUCUUGCCCCGGUGUCCCGACAGGUCAGCCAAAUGUCCCACUUUGGCGUUCAACCAGUCAGCAUAAUACACGAACAAUGCCAAAUAGAAUGUUCUUGAUUCUGCUGUUGCUGUGUAGCGUACCGUUAGCCUUCUUGUUGGAAGCGGGUUUGUUCGUUUCGUUUGCUACAUUUUGUUACGUGUAAGCCCCGUACGCCAAAGGGGUGCUUAACGUUAACGUAAAUUUAUUUAUACUUUUUGAACUGAAACGAUAUUUAGACAGACAGCGCAUGAACUUUCGAUUACAAUAUGGUCAAUGAAUACGCUCGGGAUGGUUUUGAAUGUAGACCCCAAUAUAACACUUGAAGGUGCAAAAAUCACAGCUAUGGUCUUUGGAGGCGUCCCGCUUCGAUAUCACAAAAAUAUGGUAACCCUAGCUAAUGAUGUUCAAACUGAAUUAUUCGGAGAUUGUUUCGUCAUCAAAAUCGUCUGAAUAUAUAUUUUUGUGCACUUAUAACAUCGGCUAAUCAACUUAAGUAUUGCCAGAAACGAAAAUAAAGCUAGAAUUUCUUCCACCUA
Molecule: messenger RNA, 2136 nt
Organism: Styela clava
Lineage: Eukaryota; Metazoa; Chordata; Ascidiacea; Stolidobranchia; Styelidae
Product: actinia tenebrosa protease inhibitors-like
Molecular function (GO): serine-type endopeptidase inhibitor activity
Source: RefSeq, a predicted model, not a curated record